AUGUCCUUCGCAUCCAACACAUCCAGAAAGCUGGCCCAGUCAACAGUGGCAAAGCUCUUCGAAAAUGUGCUUCCAAACUCCACCUUGGCCGUGCCCGCGGACGACACCCAUCUUUCCUCCACACAACUUCUUUCCAGACAGUUGAACACCAAAGUGACCAAGUCCAAGAAGAAAAGCGCUAAGUCAUCCCAGAAAAUCAAAAAACAAAUGGAGCAAGACAAGAAAUUCAACAAAAUGAUCAAGUAUAACAUCAUCAAAGGCCACGAGGACCACUCGCCCGAAGAACUCAAGUACUUGGCCAAAUUGCGCAGGAAAAACAUCAACCAGAUAAAUAACGUGUCCAACAUAGACGAUGAGGACAUUCUGCACGAGUUGGACGAGUUGAGGUCGUCAUUAUUGGACAAUGAGUUGAUUUCCAAGCAGCCCAAGAAGAGAUUGAGAGGAAAGUACGUGGGAGAGACCAGACACGCCAAAUACCAAGACUUUGACAGCAAGAUCAAGAGAGGCUUGAUUUCGUACCCAGGUUUGACUCCAGGCUUGGCCCCUGUGGACUACAACGAGAGUGAUAGCGAGUAG
Suhomyces tanzawaensis NRRL Y-17324 is the source of this 576-nucleotide messenger RNA. RefSeq lists its product as uncharacterized. The transcript has a single exon. The coding region runs from base 1 to 576 and encodes 191 amino acids. Lineage: Eukaryota; Fungi; Ascomycota; Pichiomycetes; Serinales; Debaryomycetaceae. The record is from RefSeq and is a predicted model, not a curated record.